UCCGUCAUUCUAGCGAAAGACAGAAUCACCACGAUCGCAUCAAUCGAUUUUAUUAAAACGAUAAUGUAAUUUAUAAUGUUACCAUAGACAUAUAAUAAUUUAUGAUAAAUAUACACGGUGGAUAAUGUGAAUAUGACUGAAGUCCAUCCGCUACAGGUGCGCGAUGGUCGUAGAUUUUCUGCCCCACCAUUUUAGUUGAACUGUGGACGUGGAGAUGCAAAGACGUGCGUAUGGCUGCGGAGCAUCACCUAACCACGCGCCGUGGGAAAACUAAAAAAGUGUUUGUAAUGCAUCACGAUUAGCAGUGUUGAUAAAUUAAACGGGUGAUUUUUCUCUUUAUAAAAUAUAAUGAUAAAAUCGUAAGUGAUGAGUGCUUGCAAAUUAUUAUCAAACUGAUAAGAUUAAGACGCUUCGUGUGAUAAUUAAAAUUGAAAUUUAAUUAAUUUGUGCUGUAAAUAGUUGUUGAAAUAAUAUAAAUGGACUUAAGUGAACUCAUGGACGUAGACAUAAAGUCUUGUGUCUUUAAAAAGAACUGCUGAGGUGUGCUUUGGAAAUGUAAAUGAGCGGCUCAGCAAAACCUAAUUGGAAUUCUUCUACACCAAUCAACGGCACUAAUGAAGCAAUCCGCGGGCAGGAUAUUGAACUAGCAGCCACUCCAAUCGCCUUCGAAGUGCAAUAAAACAAAACAACCACACCAAUUUAAACCAAAGAUUCAGUACAAACGAAAACAAACUGUAUUACUAUAGCGGAAAGAAAAAGCCGAAACCUAAUUGUGUGUACCAAUGGCUAUUCUGGGAAUAGGGAAGACGAUCCAAGCAAUAUGUCAAUUAGAACUGCUUCACAAUAAUAAUUAUUGCAAAAGGUUACAGUUUUCGAAGAACAGAAAACUAUAUGACAAGGUCGUUUUUCAGACCUGACUCGGAAAAUCGUGGCGUUUCUCACCAGGGUGCAUCAAGUGCGAAAUAUACAAAAAGAGAAUAAAAUCAAAUCCAAUGUAUGGCACAGUCAAAUACGCGAACAAAAUAAUCGUCACCCCAUCAAGGGUUUCGUAUGGCGACUCAAACUCAUAACUUCCACUGUUCACUGCCCAACUUUGUUGCUUUACCUUCGCAUCUUCUCAUACUGGUAUUUUUAGCGUCACAGACGGACGUAGCAUUCGCUUCUGUAGAAUUGAACGACUCUUUAAGCUCAGAGUUAAACUACACAAACAUUAAUUCGACUGCCAACUGGACAUUCUUCGACUACAAUUCCACAAACACUGUUAGACUUAGUAUUCAACCGAGCAAGUAUUCGACACCUGUAACCAUUCUACUUUUCAUAGUAUUCCUGAUCGUCAUAAUAGGGACAAUUGUUGGCAACAUUCUUGUAUGCAUUGCCGUUUGCUUAGUGAGGAAACUAAGAAGACCUAGUAACUAUCUCAUCGUAUCGUUGGCAGUAAGCGAUCUCUGCGUAGCCAUAAUCGUUAUGCCAAUAGCAAUGCUGUACGACUUAUUCGGAACUUGGCCUUUGGGACCAGUCAUCUGUGACUUCUGGGUGUCAAGUGACGUCUUGUCAUGCGCAGCCAGCAUCCUAAAUCUCUGCAUGAUAUCCGUCGAUCGAUACUACGCUAUCACCAAACCUUUAGAAUAUGGUGUCAAAAGGACACCAAAGAGAAUGUUUUUUUGUGUCUUCAUAGUAUGGAUGAGUGCUGCUUUCAUAUCUCUACCGCCUGUUCUAAUAUUGGGUAAUGAGAAGACUGAAACUACAUGUUCUGUAUCGCAAAAUAAGGUGUACCAAAUAUACGCGACGCUUGGAUCGUUUUACAUACCGCUGACUGUGAUGGUGGUGGUAUAUUACAAGAUAUUUAGCGCAGCCAGAAAGAUUGUGAAGGAUGAGAAGCGAGCUCAAUCACAUUUGGAGACGCACUGCUAUCUUGAGAUCAACGUGAAAAAUGGCGGUGCAGCAGAGGCAAGACUUCUUGGCACGCAACCGGCUCAACCACCUCCCCGAGGGUCAACUACUAGUACCAAUACAACUAUUAGUGUUGAAAAAACAGAAAGCACCAUAGGGAGGUGUUUCAGUGGGCAACGUAAAUCCAACGAGUCUCAAUGUCCGAUGCUGGCUCAGAAAACUCCCACUAAACCGAUUCACACAAUCAACCGCUCCACAUCCCAAGUUGGUCAUACACCAGACAAUAAUAAAUCUCUCCAAAUCAAAGACAAGCGGAGACAGUCGUCCGAAAGUAGCAACAAGCUAACGGCGAACAGAAUCCGUUCAUCUUUAUCAAGUUUUGCUCAUAAAAGUCACAUUGCCAAAGAUUUACUUCACCCAACUCAUUCACCACAUCAGAAGAAGUUGCGGUUCCAACUCGCGAAAGAGAGAAAAGCUUCUACAACGCUCGGUAUCAUCAUGUCAGCAUUCGUCAUUUGCUGGCUACCUUUCUUUGUCCUCGCAUUAGUGAGGCCUUUUGUCGAAGAAGGAACCAUACCUGACGCAGUCAGCGCCCUAUUCCUGUGGCUAGGCUACGUUAACAGCUUACUUAAUCCCAUCAUUUAUGCCACACUAAACAGGGACUUCAGGAAACCAUUUCAGGAGAUACUUUUCUUUAGGUGCUCUAAUCUUAACCAUAUGAUGCGUGAGGAGUUCUACCAUAGCCAGUACGGCGACCCUGAUCAGCAUUACUGCGUAAAUAACACUUCUAAAGUGCACAACUACGAUGAAGGAGUUGAAAUCGUGUCAGCACUCGAACGGGACGAGACGAGAGCAUCUGAAAGUUUCCUAUGAUUGUCAAUGCUUGAGGUCGAUGCAAGAGACCGAGAUUCUGUGAUCUAAUUAAGACUUUAUUAAUUAUAAAUAUAUCACGGUCUAACUGUGUUAGUUUUCUUACUUUGUUCUAUUGUUUUUUAAUAUAACUUUUUUAUCGUUAUAAGCUAUUCUGAUCCGACUAGUCGUUGCUGUUUGUAAAUGUUUAUUCCUCAGAGUUCUUAUUGUUUUUACGAUAUUAUUGAAAUUUAAAUGAUGUCUGCAGCACUAAAUUGUAGAACAAUAGUAUUUAAAUGUUAAGAUAACUUGGAAUCGCUGAAAAAUGUUUACGGAAUGACCAAAGAGAUGUUAAACUUUAGUGAAAAAAUACAUUAAUUUAUAGGCUGUUGUGAAUUUAGUAACUAUAGUAUUAAUAAUGUAUUAGGUAUUUUACCUGAAUGUUGUAAAUAUGACAUUGCAAAUAGAUUUUGUAAGUAAAUAUUUUUAAUCCAUGUGAUAGUAGAUUUAUAUUUCAGUUUUUAUAUUGUCUUUCCCCCUUUUUUUGAAUUUAUAGUUACCUGAUGACCUGGGCCUACAUUCUGCAAAAUUUUCACGCGCGGAUCCGAUGCGGUUCCGCGCCAAUCUAUAUGGGAAAUUCGCGGAUCUUCAUCGGAUCCGCCCGUGAAAAUUUCACAGAAUAGCACUGCUGGAAGUGUUUUAAUUUAUCGUGUGUGUAAAUAUUUAUCGUAUAUUUAUUAAUAUUGUGUAUAUUGUUAUUAAUUCCAAAUAUUGUGUACUACCGUAUUUGUAUAUUAAGAACAACAAAUAAUUGUAUGUAGGUGUAAAUUUUCAUUACAACAUUAAUUUAAAAUGUUAAUAAUGAAAAGUCUUA
Messenger RNA from Chilo suppressalis (striped riceborer), 3613 nucleotides. Lineage: Eukaryota; Metazoa; Arthropoda; Insecta; Lepidoptera; Crambidae. The record is from the annotation of a GenBank genome assembly.